Molecule: messenger RNA, 818 nt
Organism: Lingula anatina
Lineage: Eukaryota; Metazoa; Brachiopoda; Lingulata; Lingulida; Lingulidae
Source: RefSeq, a predicted model, not a curated record
ACCAAAAUAAAAUGAGUGUGGCAGAUGAGCCCAAACACAAUGGUUGUGCGCAAUGUGAGCUUUGAGAAUUCUGAUUGGUCAAUUAUAUUGGGUCAUCCAAUCACGGUCUUGAAAGUGUGAACCACGAGGUUUUACGAAAUGGCGUUCCUGAAGCAUUUUGCGAAACCCGGAGUAAAAAGAAAAGUGUUAGAUCUACAAAGUCAAGAGUACGAACGAAAAAGGAUAAGGAAGUUUCAAAGUUCGUGGCAGCACAGUUUUUCCUGGCUUGUGUAUGACACCGAGGCUAACACCAUGCAUUGUAAAAUCUGCCGAAGUCUGAAAAAUGAUUCUGGUGGGGAUUCCCCCCUUAUCGCGGGAACGUCAAAUUUUAAGAUAGAUGUUGUUAGGCUACAUGCAGCAUGUAAACAACACCAGCGGAAUUCUGAACUUAUCGCAGCAAAAUCUACGCCCAUUUCCCAGAGUGUAGCGGCAGACUGCCUGGGGAAACUGAAGAGGGCUGAAUAUACCAGGCUGGUAUCCAAGUUCCGAUCGGCACACGCCAUAGCCAAGCACCAUCUGAGUUUCAAUUUGUUUAAGACAUUUUGUAAACUGGACACGGCCAAAGGCCUUGGUGUUGGCACUUCUCACACCACUGACAAGUCCGCUGCACAAUUUGUGUCUGCUAUCGCAAAUGUGGAAAGGAGAAGGGUAAUUCAGAAGAUUGAAUCAUGCAAAUUUUUGAGCUUAACUAUGGAUGUGAUAUUCUGGGGGGUUUGUCACUUUAUGUGUUUUUUUACUUAAAUUAAAUCAAGACAUUGCUGUUAUAAUAAAAUGUUAUU